UAAGAGCUUCAUUUUGCUACCUUUGGUUUCAGUAGCCUGUGAGUAAUCAUCCAAUACAUACGUUUGCAAAAGAGCUCCACCGAAAGAAAAAAAAAAACUAGAAAACGAAAACGGCACGGAAUUGUUUUAACACAAAAGUAGAAGAAGAAGCGUUUCUAAGAAACAAAAAAGAAACCAAAGACUGAUACAGAAUUUUUUUAAUUUUGAAUUAAAAAAAAGAGUAAUCAAAAAACCUUAAAAAAUAUUUAAUUGGAACAUUUUUCUUCAUCGGUUUGUGUUGGAAAAGAGAAUGUUUAAAAGUUCUUCGUCAUUGUCAAUUAAACAAUUGUGGUUGUUGGGCAGCACUCUUACCAAGCCGAAAGUUACAAGUUUUAAUGGCCGCUUGUCUGGUGGUAAACGCUUUAAAGCAACUGCUUUAAAUCUAGCCGAAAAUUUGGACGAAUCGAAAGCGAAUAGUGACAGUGCUACAAGUAGUGUGGUGGACAAAGUGCCACCAAUUGCAACGGCCACAACAGCAACUGAUGUCGAUGCUAGCCUAGAUAGUCGCAAGAAAUUUGGUCAUACCGGAAAAUUGUUGCAGGACAAAAUCAAAGCUGAGCGAAAAUUGAGGGCUGCACCUUUGAUGAACCUGGUCUUUGCCAAUCGUAAGCUAUCCUUUUACGAUACCAGCAAUCCUUCAAGCGAACAACCCCGUUUGCAGAAACGCUGCUACUCAGUCAGACCUCAUCGUGAACAGGAACAACGCAAUGCCGAAGAUGUCUUGUUUGAUAUGUUCUACAAUGAGGAGACGGGUCUUAUAUCGAUGGGCAAAUUCCUGGCUGCCCUCAAGACCACUGGCAUACGGCGCAGUGAUCCACGUAUCAAGGAGUUGAUGGAAAAUCUAAAAAAGGUGCACAAGUUGUCCAACUAUGAGUCUGGGUCAUCGGCUGAGACCCAAAACCUGAAUCGUGAGACUUUUAAGGCUGUGGUUGCCCAAAACAUUGUCCUGAUUGCCAAGGCCUUCCGCCAACAGUUUGUCAUACCCGAUUUUGUGGGCUUUGUCAAGGAUGUCGAGGACAUUUAUUGGAAAUGUAAAAGCAACACCGAUGGCAAGGUGGCCGAUUACAUACCCCAGCUGGCCCGCUAUAGCCCCGAAUCCUGGGGUGUCAGUAUUUGCACCAUUGAUGGCCAACGCUACUCCAUUGGCGAUGUCGACAUACCCUUUACAUUGCAAAGUUGCAGCAAACCCCUGACCUAUGCCAUUGCCUUGGAAAAGUUGGGACCCAAUGUGGUGCACUCGUAUGUUGGCCAGGAGCCAAGUGGUCGGAAUUUCAACGAGCUCGUAUUGGAUUAUAAUAAUAAACCCCACAAUCCCAUGAUCAAUGCUGGUGCCAUAUUAACCUGUUCCCUCAUCCAUGCCCUGAUCAAACCCGAAAUGACAAUGGCCGAGAAAUUCGAUUAUGUCAUGAAUUGGUUCAAACGUCUGUCGGGCGGUGAUAAUAUCGGCUUUAAUAAUGCCGUAUUCUUGUCCGAGCGAGAAGCUGCCGAUCGCAACUAUGCCUUGGGCUUUUAUAUGCGUGAAAAUAAAUGUUAUCCGAAGCGUACAAACCUCAAGGAGGUUAUGGACUUUUAUUUCCAGUGCUGCUCCAUGGAAACCACCUGCGAAGCAAUGUCUGUCAUAGCCGCCACCCUGGCCAAUGGUGGUAUUUGUCCCACCACAGAGGAGAAAAUUUUCCGGCCCGAGGUGGUACGUGAUGUCCUGUCAAUUAUGCAUUCGUGCGGUACCUAUGACUACUCUGGUCAGUUUGCCUUCAAAGUGGGCCUGCCCGCCAAGUCUGGAGUCAGCGGUGGCAUGAUGUUGGUCAUACCCAAUGUUAUGGGUAUUUUUGCCUGGUCACCUCCGCUAGAUCAAUUGGGCAACAGUGUUCGUGGUGUACAAUUCUGUGAGGAAUUGGUGAAUGUUUUCAAUUUCCAUCGUUAUGAUAAUUUGAAACAUGCCACGAAUAAGAAAGAUCCUCGCAAACAUCGCUAUGAAACCAAAGGCUUGUCAAUUGUCAAUUUGCUCUUCUCGGCAGCGAGUGGAGAUGUAACGGCGCUGCGUAGACAUCGUUUGUCUGGCAUGGAUAUUACCUUGGCCGAUUAUGAUGGUCGUACGGCCUUGCAUUUGGCUGCCUCCGAGGGUCACUUGGAUUGUGUACGUUUCCUGUUGGAACAGUGUCAUGUUCCACACAAUCCCAAAGAUCGUUGGGGUAAUAUGCCCGUAGAUGAGGCAGAGAAUUUCGGCCAUCAUAAUAUUGUGGAAUAUCUGAAGGAGUGGGCCGAAAAGGCUGUGAAUAAUGAAGAAGUGGCUACAGAGGCUGUGGUCAAGAAUACCGAAGCUGAUGAGGAGCUUAUCACUCAGGACAUUAAGACUGGCUAUGAUCGCAGUGCCACCGCCAGUCCCAUGCCAUCGGAAGCCAGCUCCAGUAGUGGUCCCGAUGAUCACAGCCGUCCCGGCCUUUAAAGACUUAGACUUUAGUAGUAUACCUGAAAGUAGCGGUUAAUGGAAUCUCUUAAUUUUUAAUUUUUCCUAGGAACUUUUUUUUAUAUAGUUUUCGUUUUCAAGCAUGUGUGAGUUGUAACGGAUAUAAGAAAGGGGAAAUGUCAGCAUUUUUUCGGAAAUCUAUUAAAUUUAAGAGAUUUCCUCGAGAAAUCCUCUAAACUUUUAUGGGAAAUUUAUUUGUUUUGAAAACGUUUGUGGGAAAUUAAUAUGUUUUGAAAGAUAAGAUAUGUCUAUAAAGGACUUUUUUUAAUGAAACCGUUUUCCGCUUUUUAUACACCACAAGGUGUAACAGGCAAAAGGAAACGAGAUAGACCCAUAGUUCCUUUUGAUGAUCUGCAUAGAAUCACAUUCUGUGUCGAUUUAUGCAUGUCCGUCCGUCCGUCUGUCUGUACAUGUAUUUUUGUACACAAAGUACAGUUCGGAUUUAUUGCCCUAUCCAGAUGAAAUUUUGCACAAAUCAUUUGUUUGGUCCAAGAACGAACCCUAUUGAAAUUGGAGAUAAUCGGUCAAAAUUUAGAUAUAGCUCCCAUAUAUAUCUUCGUCCGAUUUGCCUUUUAUUGUGCACCAAACGUGUAAUAUCAGCCCGAAUAGUAUGGAAUUUUGCACAUACAACCAAAUUAGGCCUGCAAAUAAGUAUGCCAAAUUUGAUCGAAAUCGGUUCAGAUAUAGCUAUAGCCCCCAUAUAUAUUGUUUAUUCGAUUUGUUAUUUUUGUCCUCCGCAGUCGUAAUAUGCACUCUGUGACAACAAUAUUUGGGGAAAUAUAUUAAAUACAGCUCAGAAAUACAUUUGCUAAAGUUUUAUCGAGAUCGGUUCAGAUUUGAAUAUAGCUCCCAUAUAUAACUUCGUCCGAUUUUCAUUUUAUUGUGCACCAAACGUCUAAUAUUUGUCCAAAUGGGAUGAAAUUUGGCUCUUACGACCGAAUUAAGUCUCGAAGCUAGUAUGUCAAAUUUGGUGAGAAUCGGUUUAGAUAUAGCUAUAGCUCCCAUAUAUAUGGCUCAUCCGAUUCGUUAUUUUUGUCCUCCGCAGCCGUAGUUUGCACUCUGUAACAACAAUAUUUUGGGAAAUAUAUCAAAUACAGCUCAGAAAUACAUUUGUUAAAGUUUAUCGAGAUCGGUUCAGAUUUGGAUAUAGCUCCCAUACAUAACUUCGUCCGAUUUACCUUUUAUUGUGCACCAAACGUCUAAUAUUUGUCCAAAUGGGAUGGAAUUUGGCAAUUACGACUGAAUUGAGUCUAGAAGCUAGUAUGCCAAAUUUGAUGAAAAUCGGUUCUGAUAUAGCUACAGCUCCCAUAUAUAUUGUUCAUCCGAUUUGUUAUUUUUGUCCUCCGCAGUCGUAAUAUGCACUCUGUGACAACAAUAUUUGGGGAAAUAUAUCAAAUACAGCUCAGAAAUACAUUUGUCAAAUUUUAUCGAGAUCGGUUCCGAUUUGGAUGUAGCUCCCAUAUAUAUAUCUUUAUCCAAUUUCAAAUUAAUUGUGCACCAAAUGGGCAAUACAAGUCCGAAUUUAAAAGAUACAAAUGCUUCGGCAUAUUUAGUCUUUUGAACUUUAAAUUAUAAUUAUAAUCAUAGCAUGUAUGAUUGAAUUCUCCCAUAAAAACUUUUAAUUGUUAUGCGGAGCUCUACUAAAUUAGCAAAGUGGUGUAGGGUAUCAUAAAGUCGGCCCAGCCCGCCUUUAAGACUUUCUUUACUGGUUUGAGAAUGUUGGAUUAUAAUAUAAUUUUUACAUUUUUUAAUCGAAAAUAAUUAUAAGGAAAAAAAGACGUUUAUAGCCUAAAACUUGCUACUUUUAAAUUGUUUUCCUAUAACUGAAAAAUCUCUGAAAUUUUAUCUUAAAGUCAAAAAUAUUUUUGCUUUCUUAUAUCCGUUAAUUUGCUAUUAAAAAUUCCACAAUUGUUAUUAUAUUAAUACCAGAUAGAUAUAGAAGGUUCAAAGCUUUAGUUUCCAAACUCGAAUCAUAAAAAGAGGCAUUUUAUUUUGAAAGAAAAAAAUCGACUUAGCAUAUCUACUUCCACAGUCCAUAGAUUUUCCAAAGAGAGGAGGGAAGAACCACAAGCUCCCACAUAAAAAAAUUAUAAAUAAUGGGACAAUUGAAUGGUAUAUCCCUUGCCUUCCUCUUAUGUAGUUUACUUCCAUAGAAAUUUUUUCACAAUAUUCCAAAGCCAUAAAAAACCAGCCAGUGUUGACCACAAGAUAUUUAAACGAAAAAAAAGAAAACAAAUAACCAAAAGAGAAAUCCUGAUAAUGACAAUAAUACUACUUAAACAAAUAAUAAUAAUAAUAUUUAUGCCACAAUUUAAAUUACUUAUAUAUAUGUAUGUAUGUAAGCUCAUAAGUAUAUUUGUGUAUUUUUAUGAUUCUUAAUGAUGAGAUGGGUAAUAAUUUACCUUGUCACAAAAACGAGUUCCAAAUAGUCCAUUAAAUAUGUUCGUCUUUUUUUUUUGUCCAUAGAAAAUAGAUCUCCAACGCCGCCACUUCAUAACUCACACUCAUUUUCACCUAAGGAGAAUUUCAAAAACUAUUCACACUCGUCGUCGUCGUUUUUUUUUAACUCUUUCUCAUCAAUGAUUUGAUUGAUAUUCCUGUGAUUAACUCGAAAUCUAUUUUUGUAUUUAGAAGAUAUCAAAGAAACAAAACUUAAUUUUAAAUUAAAAAAAACAUCACUUAUAAUUUGAAUUAGUUAAUUACUAUUAUUGUUAUUUUAAAUAUUAACUGAGAAAUAUGUAUUAUUUUUUUUAGCUUUGUUCAUUGUAGGUUUAAUUCACAGGUUCCUUUUUUACAU
Messenger RNA from Musca domestica (house fly), 5300 nucleotides. RefSeq names its product glutaminase kidney isoform, mitochondrial (gene GLS). Lineage: Eukaryota; Metazoa; Arthropoda; Insecta; Diptera; Muscidae. Gene Ontology annotation, biological process: L-glutamine catabolic process. Gene Ontology annotation, molecular function: protein binding; glutaminase activity. The transcript has 9 exons. The record is from RefSeq and is a predicted model, not a curated record. The coding region runs from base 290 to 2482 and encodes 730 amino acids.